Orycteropus afer afer is the source of this 874-nucleotide messenger RNA. It is a transcript of the gene RAB9B, whose product is annotated as RAB9B, member RAS oncogene family. Gene Ontology annotation, cellular component: lysosome; phagocytic vesicle; late endosome. Gene Ontology annotation, molecular function: GTPase activity; GTP binding. Gene Ontology annotation, biological process: retrograde transport, endosome to Golgi; Rab protein signal transduction. NCBI's taxonomy places the organism in Eukaryota, Metazoa, Chordata, Mammalia, Tubulidentata, Orycteropodidae. The record is from RefSeq and is a predicted model, not a curated record.
UUUUAGAACCCUAAAAAGAAAGACUAAACAACAGGAAAAAGAAAAGACUAAAAUUGUGAUAAAGACCUAACUGGGUUCUCUUGGUUACAAACUCCUCCCCGUCUGAUUCUGCAACAAUGAGUGGGAAAUCCCUGCUCUUAAAGGUCAUUCUCUUGGGUGAUGGUGGAGUUGGGAAAAGCUCACUUAUGAACCGUUAUGUAACCAAUAAAUUUGACUCCCAAGCUUUUCACACCAUAGGGGUAGAGUUUUUAAACCGUGAUCUGGAAGUAGAUGGACGCUUUGUAACCCUCCAGAUCUGGGACACUGCAGGGCAGGAACGUUUCAAGAGCCUUAGGACGCCCUUCUACAGGGGAGCAGACUGCUGCCUCUUGACCUUCAGUGUGGAUGACCGGCAGAGCUUUGAGAACCUUGGCAACUGGCAGAAAGAAUUCAUCUACUAUGCAGAUGUGAAGGACCCUGAGCACUUCCCCUUUGUAGUUCUGGGUAACAAGGUAGACAAAGAGGACAGACAAGUGACUACUGAGGAGGCUCAAGCCUGGUGCAUGGAGAAUGGGGAUUACCCUUAUCUAGAAACGAGUGCCAAAGAUGAUACUAAUGUGACAGUGGCCUUUGAAGAAGCUGUCAGGCAGGUGUUGGCUGUAGAGGAGCAGUUGGAGCAUUGCAUGUUAGGUCAUACCAUUGACUUGAACAGCGGUUCCAAAGCAGGAUCUUCAUGCUGUUAAAAGUAGGGAGCCUUUUAAAAAGUGUGCCCUACAUUAGUCAGUCGAUAGUGUAAGAACAACCGUGCCCCUCUGAGGGUACACACACAAAAAAAGGGUAAGAGAUAAGGUUGUGCCUGUGAAGGAGACUUUCAAAUUGAAGUUGUAGAAUGAUU